AAUGCUGUCAGAAGGCUAUCUCAGUGGACUUGCCUACUGGAACGACAUCCGCUGGAGUUGCGCAUCAUAUAAGGAGAAAGUGGCUGAGGAAAGGGAAGAGGAAACAAAUUCUGUUGCUGCUCUUUCCUAUUCCUCUGUGGAUGAAACACAAGUCAGAAGACUCUACGUGAGCUGCCAAUCAUCCAGCAAGUUUAUUUCUUCAGUGCAUUCAAGAGAGAGUCAACAUAGCAGAAGUCAGAGAGUCACAGUGCUGCAGACAAACCCCAAUCCUGUGUUUGAAAGCCCAAACUUGGCGGCAGUUGAAAUAUGUAGACACCCCAGCAGAGAGACCUACUUGGUUCCACCUUCCUGCAAGAGUAUUUGCAAGAAUUACAAUGAUUUACAGAUUGCAGGGGGCCAGGUGAUGGCCAUUAAUUCAGUGACAACAGACUUUCCCUCCGAGAGCAGUUUUGAAUAUGGCCCUUUGCUUAAGUCGUCUGAGAUUCCUUUGCCCAUGGAGGAUUCCAUGUCCACUCAGCCUAGCGACUUUCCCCCAAAACCUGUCCAGCGGUAUUCAUCCUACUGGAGAAUAACCAGCAUCAAAGAGAAAAGCAGCCUGCAAAUGCAGAAGCCUAUUUCUAAUGCAGUGCUGAAUGAGUACCUGGAGCAGAAGGUCGUGGAGCUAUAUAAACAGUACAUUAUGGAUGCUGUGUUUCAUGACAGUUCUCCCACCCAGAUUUUGGCAUCUGAACUCAUUAUGGCAAGUGUGGACCAAAUCAGUCUUCAAGUGUCUCGAGAGAAGAACCUAGAGACCUCAAAAGCCAAGGAUAUAGUCAUGAGCCGCCUAUUGCAGUUGGUGUCGACUGAAAUCAGCACCCCUAGUCUCCAUAUAUCUCAAUAUAGCAAUGUAAACCCAUAGAGAGGAUGCUUCCAUUCAUGUCUCUCAUAUACUCAAGUGCAAAGCAACAUUUGAUUCAUUUAUUCUGAGAAUAUGCUGGAGUGGGAGG
Molecule: messenger RNA, 986 nt
Organism: Carlito syrichta (Philippine tarsier)
Lineage: Eukaryota; Metazoa; Chordata; Mammalia; Primates; Tarsiidae
Gene: TASL
Product: chromosome unknown CXorf21 homolog
Exons: 1
Coding region: 2-898 (298 amino acids)
Biological process (GO): regulation of toll-like receptor signaling pathway
Source: RefSeq, a predicted model, not a curated record